Molecule: messenger RNA, 12772 nt
Organism: Anopheles funestus (African malaria mosquito)
Lineage: Eukaryota; Metazoa; Arthropoda; Insecta; Diptera; Culicidae
Gene: Dpp10
Product: venom dipeptidyl peptidase 4
Exons: 17
Coding region: 1349-3976 (875 amino acids)
Biological process (GO): proteolysis
Molecular function (GO): serine-type peptidase activity; dipeptidyl-peptidase activity
Source: RefSeq, a predicted model, not a curated record
UCAGUGCAAUUGCGAUUGGGACAGUGAUUGUGGUGAUUGUUUCCCGUUUACAUCUUCGUCCGCAUUGGAGUGUUCUGUGGGGGUUGAUAAUAUUGCUGGACGUUUGUGACUGAUAUGUGAUAAACAAUUCUUGUCUGGAGCUCGAACUUAUGCUGCUAGGGAUUUCAUAAAUCAAACAUGCAGCAGCUUAUCAUCAGUGAAACAAACCAACAAUACGGUAGCGAGUUGAAGCUGUUUUCCCAAAAUCACUACACAUCAGCUAACCUCAGCUCUCGGUGUACCAGGAACAAAGUUUCGUUGCGCUCUUUGUAGCGCUCUCUCGAGGUGAAACCUUUUACGCUCUUCCCAAGGUUAGAUAACCUCCCACGCGGUACCCUCGUUCUCGCGCUCUUGUCCCCCUUUUUUUCUCUCUCUAAUCAGCUGUCAAACUUUUCGCACAUUAGUGCACUGCUGUCUACACUACUGUGUCAACCUGUUUUCACUGACCGUUUGUUCCGCUAGGUGUUCGUGCAGUUCGAGGAAAUAACGAGCCAGGAAAUCUUGUGUCCUGUGCGCACGGUACGCGUGUGUUUGUUAGCAACCCGCAAAAAAAACUCACCACCACUGGCUGUGUGGUUGAGCAGCCGCUCCACUGAUAAAGACAUCAACCAAAAAUGCGAAAGAUCACCAUCGGCAUCAACGCUACCGCCGAAAGCAAAACGGUGAAAAGUUGGGCGUAAAUCGCGCGGAAAAAUAAAGUGAUGAAAAUCGGUGCCCCGACGCUGCGUGGCUUCUUCCACACCUCGGCACGCCUGCGUGAGUGAGGGCCAACGUAAAUGAGUACAUAUUUAUAGUAAAGCAGUGCAAAAAUCGUCACGCCCUGAUGGAUAAUUAUAAUUGAAACCGCUUCUGGUCCGCCGGUGACGAUAAGCUUGAGCUUUUUGUGGUUGUGUGGAGAAAAGUUUCCUCCAUUCUCCAUCCAGCGUGCGGCCGCUUCUGUGUGUGUGUGUGUUUGUAGGUGCUUUUGUGUGCUGUGUUUUGUGUUGCCGUGUUAUUGCCACAAGUAAGCAAAGUGAGCAAGUGAGAAUUGUGCUUGUGCUGCUGCCCGUGACGCAGCCCGGAAGCGUUCCAGGCGUGGUGAGUCGCUUUUGGCGCGCUUCCAGCCGUGAAGCUCGAUUCCGAAUUGCCAUAAAUUAAAAGCAUCCCUAAUCUCAAGCACUUGUUCGUUGUGGGAAAACUGCGAAAGUGCUCCGGGAUAUCCGUCGAACGGUUUUGCCUGUGCGUGUGACAUUAUUAGCAACCGUAGCAUAAGCAGAAGCUUCUAGCAUCGUUUCCUGUCGAACGAAGCGCAUCGGAACCGAGGAACGCAAUGACGGAAGCGGACAACUACGAUGACGAGCUCGUCUCGGCCAAUCCGAACCAACGGAACUGGCGAGGGAUCCUGAUUGCCCUGCUCGUUAUCAUCGUUGUACUGGCGCUGAUCGUGACAUCCGUUGUAUUGCUGACUCCACCGGACGAGGGUCCCCGUGUGAAGGGCCAACGGAUACGAUUGCAGGAUAUCAUCGAUGGCGAGUACGCACCGAAGAAACUCAACGGCAGCUGGAUUGGACCCGAUGAAUUCCUCUACCAAAAUCACUGGGGAGAAAUAAGUUUGCUCAACAUGAAUAAUCUCUCGGAACGGGUGCUGAUGUCUAACACGACAAUGAAAACCCUUGCUCCAGUAAAAUUUUCCAUCUCGGCGGAUCGAAGGUACUUGCUGCUAGCGCAAAACGUCAAAAAGCUGUUCCGACACUCGUUUUUGGCACAGUACUCCGUUUACGACAUAACUAACAGUGAAACGAUCCCACUGACGAUCAUUUCGGGGAGUGGCGAAUGGCCGUUCCUGCUGCACGCCGAAUUCACUCCCAAGGGACAAGCCAUCGUGCUAGUGUAUGAGUACGACAUCUACUAUCGACCAUCGGCCCAGGCUUUGCAGGCCUACAGGUUGACGAAGAAUGCCAUACCUGGUAUCAUCUACAAUGGCGUUCCCGAUUGGUUGUAUGAGGAGGAAAUCCUGCACACCAACAAAGCAAUCUGGCUGUCGACCGAUGGCCACCUGAUGCUGUACAGCACCUUCAACGAUACGCUCGUACAGGAGCAACAGUUUGCCUGGUACGGCACGGCGAACGGUGACAUCAAUCUCUACCCCCAGAUUCGUUCCCUACGAUAUCCCAAGCCGGGUACGAGCAACCCAACGGUCACAUUGAACGUUGCCGAUCUGACCGACCCGAAAACCAUUCGUAUGAACAAGCUCACUCCGCCACCGAUUCUGCUCAAUCAAGAGCAUUACUUUACCAGCGCGUCCUGGGUGUCACCAUCGGAGGUCAGCGUGGUUUGGAUGAACCGACCCCAGAACCUGUCGGUCGUGACGCUGUGCAAAAGCCCGAUGUGGUACUGUCAGGAGACACACCGGAUUAGUGGCGAUGGACGUGGCUGGGUCGACGAGAUGUCUGUACCGUUCUUCAGCCUUAAUGGCAGCUCGUACAUUGCUAUCUCACCGUUGCGCGAUGGUUCCGCAGGACACUUUCGGCACCUGGUACACGUACACAUUGGCAAAAAACGCAUCAUACCAUUGACUCAUGGCCGGUUCGAGGUUAAUAAAAUUCUCCAUUGGGAUCAGGCGAAUAACUUCGUAUACUACCUCGGAAUCCCGGAACACUCACCAGCCCAGCAGCAUCUGUAUCGGGCCUCCUCACUGCCACCCAAGCAAGGUACAUCGCCUAGGCCACCGCGCUGUCUUACCUGUAGCCAUCAGCACAGUUCGCAUGCGCACGUUGCGAUCAAGGCGUCGAACCGGGUGCAGCAACAGUGGAACGACGAUUGGGAAGAUAUCGAGGAUGAGGAGGAAGAGUAUGUGGAGGUACCGAUGACAACACCACCUUCGAAGCGAAAGCGAAAACCUUCGGAACCUGAGGUGGUGGUAGCGCUACCGCCAAUGCCCUGCCAGUACUUCACGGCCAUCUUUGCGCCCAGCAAUAGCGAGUAUGCGCUGAUCGAAUGUCUCGGUCCGAUUGUGCCAUUCAGUGCCAUCUAUCGUAUUGUGCCCGAUAUUGCGAAGAGUCCGACGCAGGUGCUGUACUACCUGCAAAACAAUACGGCACUGGCAGAGCGUAUCAACAAAAUUGCACUACCACAGGUUAAGUCCUUCCCGGUCAUGAUAUCGGGCGGGUAUCAUGCACAGGUGCGACUCUUCUUACCACCCGGGCUGCGGGAAGAUGAGAUCACACGUUAUCCGAUGAUCGUACACGUAUACUCCGGUCCCGGUACGCAACUUGUGACGGACAAGUGGCGUGUCGAUUGGAACACCUAUCUUGCUGGCACGAAAGAUUACAUCGUAACACAAAUCGAUGGCCGAGGAUCGAGUGGCCAGGGCUAUCAGCUGCUACACGAAGUCUAUCGAAGGCUCGGUACCGUCGAGGUAUCCGAUCAGCUUGAGGUGGCCGAAUAUCUGCGCGACAGUUUGCACUUUGUCGAUAAGCGACGUGUCGGUAUCUGGGGCUGGAGCUACGGUGGAUACACGGCGGCCCUGGCAAUGGCCAGCCCUACCAGCCUGUUCCAGUGUGGCAUCAGUGUUGCUCCUGUCACUAACUGGAAGCUUUACGAUUCCACGUACACCGAACGGUACAUGGGCAUGCCGAACGUAACAGACAACUACAAGGGCUACGAGGAUAGUGAUCUGUCGAAGCACGCGGAAAAACUGCGAGACAAGCAGUUUCUCAUGGUUCACGGUACGGCGGACGAUAAUGUGCACUUCCAGCAGAGUAUGGUGUUUUCGAAGGCGCUCUCCAGCAAGGGAGCACUGUUCAAGCAGCUGAUAUACCCGGACGAGGGCCACAAUCUGGCCGGCGUGAAGAAGCACCUCUACCGUUCGAUGACGCUCUUCCUCGAGGACUGUUUCCGGAAGCUGGUACCACUGGACGUAAAGCCCGGCCUGGGAAAUGGUGGUUCCAGUGAUUAAUAUUUGCUUGAUUACUUCGGUGCUACUGAUUCAGCUUCAAGUUUCAUGUAAAAGUUUCUCACUCUUCUCUAGCAAAAAACGUUUCCUUUCUUUACUUCGAACUGGCACAAAUCGGGAGCCUAACGGGAAAUGGUACGAUGAAACGAUGGUACAAAAUACAACCAAGGACAGCCCAGUGAAGCAGUAGGGAAAAAAACAAAAGACUGCAGAACAUUCAUACCAGUCCAAUCGUGGACUCUGGGCGAUUCUUGUGUAGAGUUUUCUUUGGCAUGCGUGUAAUUUUUUUAUUCGCAUAUGCCUACCCGCUCUCUUUCUGCGGAACACUUACCAUCCGAUCAACCCUGAUCAAUCCUGCAGUACCAUCGACAUCCUCGUAGUCGUCAUCAUCAUCAUCAGGAUGUAGUACCACCGAACAAGCCAUCCCAACAGCGCUCAGAAACUCAACCAGAACAAGAGAUUCGAGGCGUAACACAAAAACAAACACAAACGCACUAGUGAAAGUAAAGAAAGGAAUCGAAAUAACAAAUAGGAAACAAUACGUUACACACAAACUUGUAGUUGAGCCAAUUUCUGCGUAGUAUCUGAAGUAGGAUUUUCACAUUCAGUGACUCACUCAGCUGUCUCUCUUUCUCACUACUUCUUGCUCGCUCGUACACACGGCAGAAGUAGUGAGAUGAUGUAAAAAGGGGAGAAAAGGGGACACACAUGUGCGGGGUGUUUGGUCUGGCAGUGGCGUUCAACAUCCUUUGCCGCCGCUGUGUCAAAAUUCAAACCCAUUCCAUUCACUUCAGUGAGCAAAUACACUGCAUCAUUAAAAACUGCUCGUGACGUACCAUUCCAUCCAGCAUUAGACGCGGGCACAGAAAACACAACGUCACAGACGGUACGCAAACAAUGCCGCGAACAACAUUAAUACGCGACCGUUGUAUAGCGUAAGGAAUACGGAAACGGGUGUAUGAUCUGGGCACAUAUUUGAGGAACUGGGAGCUCACAGUCGGCGAUUGGCACGUUUUUGCGCUUCAGUAUGACCGGGAUGACACGAGAGAUGUGGUAGCAUUAAUUGCACGCCAUUGCCUCGAAGGAAGAACAACACUUUAAAGAACUGUUGUCUGCAAUAAGGGAUUAGAAUGGGGUGUGAAUUACAAAUGGCAAAAAAAUGUAACAAUAGAUAUACAAUAAUAUUUGGCACCAAGUGAAUAGAAGCUUUGGAAAACAUCUCCACAGAAACGACCGGGAUACCGAGAGCAAGAAAAAAAAACAAGAAAUUAUGGUUGUGAAAAACUUAAACGAUUCAUAUAAAACGAGCAAUGUUCAGAUCGAUCGGCUAAAGUGGCGAACAGAAAAAAACACACACAAACAAUUCAAAUAUGUGCGUAAAAUAAAAGGUCACCUUAAUAAAAAAAAACCACCCUGGCCGGUAAUGAGCACUAAGCCGACACGUUACGCACGUUUACCUUUGGGGGUCAACGUAUAACAGUAACUUUCGUCCUUAAGUACGGACCCGCUAGUAGGUCUCGGUUUUUUAUUGCCCAUGCAAAAAUAAGCAAGGGUGUGUAUCUACCCUCUACGUGGACACGUGGGCAAUCGAUCUGGUUAUCGAGCCCUGUUUUCGCCCCUCUAAAAUUCCAAUCCUCUGUCUCUCUUUCCCUUACUCCAUCGUUCUAUUUUCCAUGGUUAAGAAAAAGUGUAAAUAUAACAAACCGAACGUGUGAUAGUGCGACCAAACCGUGUGACCCGUGUGAAGGAUCUAAAAAAAAACACUUACACGUAACACGUGCAAAAAGGAUUAGUGAACAGCAGCAACACGUGCUUAACGUUACCAGUUACCAGGUUACUAUCGGUCGAUGCCAGAAAGAAAUUUGUCUUCUGGGGGGAAAAAAACCCUUGGAAAGAAGUGUAAAGAUAACCCCCUUGGUUUGGAAGAAGUGAUGGUAGUUGUAAUGGUGAUUGUAAAUUUAUCUAAACGAGAUAACAAGAAAAAUCCCGAUUCUUAUGCAGCCAUUUCUGUGAGAUGGAAAGGUUAAACUAUUCCACAAACACUCACUCACUUCGUUUCCAUUUUAUUAUUUCAUAAUCAGAACUGUUUGGAGAAUAUUUACUUUAUUUAUUUUAAUAUUCUUAAAAAAAACAACAUCUUUGCAACGUUUUCAGUUUAAGCACAUUUGAGCUCAACAUUUAAAGCAAUAACAUUAGAACAAAAGCCAUAUCAACUUAACCCAUGCACUGUUGCGUUACCCCAACAAGCAAGCGAAUAUUGUAAAUUGUUAUCUGUACCGCAAAGCAGACAAACUUUUGUCGUCUAUACAUUCUCUCAAAUCAUUCACCACAAUGUCAUACGAAAUAAACCGAACGAACCUAUGCGAAACGGCACUAAUCGCAUCCACCUAUCGUAAAAGCUCCAGCGGUCCCAACAGUAUUAUUCCGAAGCAGAACCAGCACAGUUCGACCUGGGGAUACCCAAAUUAACCCACCUUCUUUUUUUUGCUGUUGCUGUUUGCACAUUACCAUUUCCGUACUCCAGCGCAGAAGGAAAAGGCUUACUCCCUUUUUGAGGGAAACGGCACUGUGUUGCGUUGUUUUAAAUUUAAUUAACACCCCGAUGGUAUCAUCCCGGAAAACCACCGAUAGCUACAACUCAGGCUCAGGCUGCCUCAUGCCCAGAACAAUUCUUGCAAAAUCUAGUCCCCAAAGCGUCCGACGGUUGAGUAGAUGGUAGAACCAUCUGUUGAAAAGGAGGACACUUUCAAGGACAACCAUUGGGUUGUGGUUUCCGGUGAAAGCAAGAUCCAAUUUUCUCCUUACCGUCUACACCGCUCUGAACAGGAGUCUAGCCCACGCAAAACACUCCCGCCUGGUUCGGUGGACACAGAUUUCAUGGGUGUUAAAUUAAUUUACGAUUAUGAUUCUGCUCGAUUUCAUACAUUUGGCAAAACCGCACAACCGGCUGCCUGUAGAUGGUGUGGCACAAUUGCCAAUUUCUCGUACCGAAAACAUUCCAACAAUUUCCCGGAAGAAGAAAACUCCCGCCAGCUAGUGUCCGUACGCGAUACCUUUGCCAAUCGAAUACGGGGUAGAUUAAACGUAAAGCUCUACUGUAGAGAGCUUCCGACUCGCACCGAUACAUGUCGGCGUAGGGGUGUUGUGUUUAUUCUCGCUUUUUCCUGGCUUUUUUUUCCUUAUCUCGGUCGACUUAUUUGAAUUUAUGCGAACGCUGUUGAACGCUUGUAUCGCUUUAUGUGGAAGGCUCGACCUUUUGCUCGACCACCCAUAUUACAAGGCGUGUGUGUGUGUGUAUGUUCAUGUAGCAACAUGAAAGGGGUGGGUCUUGUUUCUGGUACGAUUGAUGGUCGUAUCUGACCGUGACGCAUUUUUAAAAUCACUUUUACAUGAGCAUCUUUGCUGUCGUCUGGCGUCUCGCAUUACGGGAUAGAUCGACCGAAACCGAUUUGGCGGGAUUUUGCAAAAUUAAAAUCUCAUCAAUUUCACGUGAACGCAAGCUGGAAAGAUUAUGGUUUGGGAAACGUAAAAAUAAUAUUCAUUAUGUUAAAUUACGUUACUGAAGACUCUUCUCGACAAGCAAAAAAAUCGAUUUUUUAGCAUUUUAUAAAUUAUGCAUGACAGAGAUUGUCUUGCUUUUGCAAACGCUGUCGUCAUUUACGAGUACUAGAUACUAAAUUAUUAGUUAUUUCCUAACUAAAUGCAAAGGUAUGCAUGACGAUACAUUUUUACGACCGAACCAUAAAACCGUGAUCCCAUCACCGGGAGACGGAUCGUCAAAAUCCCGAUGCGAGUUUUUGAUACUUUAUUAUUUACCUUGCAGCCUUACAGCAUGACCGAAAGGUUCGUACUUCAGUGUAAAUCAUACAGAAAAAUAAACCAAACCUUCAACCCAGAUUCUGCUGGUAUUAUCUGCCUCGGGCCAGCAGCCACACAUAACACACCGUAACCGAAUAUGGAUGUAAGUGUGUACGCCUAAGAAACAAUACUGUGGAGGCAUAAAAAAAGCUGCGGGCCACCCGGAUUACAAACAAUCCUGACAAUCCGUAAGUUACCACGCAAAAGGAUGUGAUGUGAAAUUUAAACACAAAAUUCACCCGCCACCAGGCGUCUCCAUCCUGCGUAGAAAUUUGCUCCACUUUUUUUUCUUUACAUCCUGUAACAAAUUUUUGAAGGGAAAUUGUGAUGGAAAAAAACAUACACACACACAUAUACACCAGUGAGUGUGCACGAUGAUGCGUAGAAAUCAUUACCCCGCUCAUGGAGGUUUCCAUCCAAAAGCCCACUUGUUCCCGAUAACGGUGAAAGCCUUCCAAAAGGAUGAGUUUUACCUUUACUUCACGCUCGGCAUAUUCCAUUAGGCAGCGUACAGUGCUUGUAUAACAGUGGCACAUUAUUUCACAUGUAGCGUUAUUUGCGCCACGGUUGGCCGGGUCUUUUUGGGGGGCGAAAGAGAACACACAAAACAUUUACCAACCAGUCAUGUUCCGGUUUGUAAGGAUGUAAGGGCUAUCAUUGUACUUUAAGAAACAAUUUUGACCAACCCAACAUUAAUCACGUGCUGAUGUUUGCCAUUAAAAUGAAGCAAAUGAAUAACGGCUCCAAUGACGGCGUUUGUUGCGUAAAUAAAUGGCCGCCCGCCAACGCAUAACGGGUGCCUUUCUUGCAUCUUUUCAGUGCGAACUUUUUGAAAACCUCGGACCGGCCUGAGGAAAAGCUUUUACGAAUCAUUCUUGUUGGGUUAGUUUUCUGCAUGCGAAACAUUGUUUCCUAUCUGGUACGUUACUAAUGUUAUGAUCGUUUAUUACUAAAUACCUGUUUUCCCCGUCCCUAAUGUGAUAUCCUCAGUACCUCCCAUAACUCAUAACGCUCACUUAUGACAGAUUAAUUAUCCGAUCAAAUCGAAAUUAUUGUUACGAGAAAAGUUUUGUGUUGCUCUACCACUCACUUACGAACAAAACGUAUUGCUUUAACGAUAUCAUUUCGCUACUCCAAAAAUAUGAUAUUCCCCGGCUCAUACCAAAUUCUCGCGUACGACCACGUCGCCUACGGUUCCACUACUCUCAAUCAUAUCAGUGAUAAUAGUAGACACGUUGUUUCCGCUCGAUAGGUUGAUAGGCAAUCAAAACAUAGCAAUUAUCACACUUGCGUAGUACUGUAGCAAAUAACCUUCCACGUAAUAUGAUGCUGCAACAAAAGCAUAAACUGUGAGCCACAAUACUGUAAGCAACAGAGCACGUUACACUAACGUUAUGAAAACCACGACGGGAGAAGGAUUUUAUAAAGCAAAAAAAAAACAACAUUAUUCAUCACUUAUUCUUAACCCUCCUCCAUUUUUCUCAAAUUCUAUCAGCUAUGUUUCCUUGCUUACUAGUUCCGAACGAAAAAAAAAUGUCAAUAAGUAGAAAGUGUAACGCAAUAUAACUCCUCUUUAACAAGAAACCAAACACUUCCUCCCGUUUCGUUUAUCGGAAACACAAACUACCUUUCUUUAGAUCGUUUACUGUGCUUGAUGUGAUACUGGUUAGAGUUUGCAAAAUAAACAUUACUAGAAACUAAAGCAAAUAACAAAAAAAAGAUAAUACAAUAAUAGUAAGACCGUAGCGAUAAGAGCUCCUCUUCUUGACCUUACAAAACCGCUCCGUAACGAUCGAAUAGUAAUAGCGCAUAGGAACAUAAUAAAUUAAGGGUCCAAACAAAGCAAAGAAAAAAAAUUGUUGCAAAAAAAAGAGUUUAAAUAGUGUGUGAAAAAAAAACAAAAAACAAAAAACAGAAACAUUAACCAAAAUAAAUUGUACCAAGAUGCGUCGUACUGUAAGUUGCGUGUACAAUUUAGCAAACGCGUGAGUUGAUUAUAGUUCAGGCUAGUGUUUAAUGUUUGAUGAAUCCCCUUAACUCCGGACAUAGUAAAGCCACAUGAGCGCAGUGCGUUCGGUUAACUAGGGCUUUUCCAUCUAAUGGAUCGCGGAAAAGUGACAUUUUCCCUAUGUCCAUCAAUAAGUGUAUGUGUUUUUGGUGUGCGUAGUCGUUGAGUAGCUGCCUUCGAUGUUCUUCUUCAAGUUUCAGCAUCCAUUCGUUUUGAGCCACACACCCUAGCCUCAUCACACUUGAGCUGAGGAGUUAAAAAAAAACUUGUUAAAAUGUAAAUAGAUAGAACUUUCCUCGCAUAGGCAAAUCUUUCGUUGUUUUGUCUCCGUGGACAACUGUUGAUAAGUAAAUUUAAUGAAAGCUGUUGCAAUACUUAGCCUUUCUGUUGCUAUUUGAACUACGCUUAUGUUCCUAGUAUGUUAAGGAAUGCAUCUACGAAGAUAUUAAUUUUUGCAUUAGACAUUUAACGUUUGUCAACAUUACCUAAAAGACAAAAACAACUCUCUGUUCAUGUAUUAUUCUCAUUACGCAAAACGUUGUGCGCAUCUUCUGUACAAAGAAAUAAGUAUUUAAAAAAAACAAGAAAACGCAAUCUUUUGAUAGCUAACCAAAGAAGGUUGAAAGAGACAUUCAUAAUGUUUUUUGCGGAUUUUUUUUUCGAUGAUCAAACGAUUGAUGAACGAAAGGCGCUGCGACUGGACUUACCCGUCCGAUCAAAGGUUUGCGCCCCGGGUUUUUCAUCAGCGUGCAACAGAACAAUUCUAAACGGGAGAAUAUAUAAAUAUAUCAUUAAACGAAACCAAAGAGAACAAAACCUGGACUGGAUGCGUUACGUGACGUCAUGCCGAUGCCCGAUGCUUUGUUGUUUGGAGAAAAAAAGAACAAAGCAUAUUGGGUGGGGGAGAGUGAAAGUGAUUUGGGUGCAGCAGCAUGCUUUCUAACGGCCGUUUAAACGAACGUCAAGCAUAACUUGCACACAAGUCAGAUCCACUGUUGCACCCAAUAUUGCAUGUGCAGCAAACACACGUCGUGACAGUUGCGUCCAAACCACCAACAAAUAAUUGGAGGAAAAUCAUUUUCCACCCCGUACGCUGGAAGAUAGUUUAUGGACAUAAGAGCUGGUGGUAUUUAUUGUUUUAAAUUGUAAAAACAAAACAUUACAUUUAAAGGAACUAAGCAACACAUGUAACAUAAAACAAAAUGAACGUAGUAACAUUAUUAAGCACGCUUGCGUGACAUCAAACGCAAUUCCACGCUCUGUGCUCGUUCUCGAACCCGUCGUAGGCGAAUAGGAAACGUUACCUUUCAUCUUUUUCAUCCCCCGCGGUUCGUGAUAGUAUGGAGAUGAAUGAAAUAAACAUAAAAAAACACACACACACACAAAUCACUCUAGCAAUAAUGUGGAUCUUCAUUCCUAGGAAGAUGGUCCUAGACUUUCGUACCGUUUGCCUUUUAAAUUACGCUCUAUUACCGAGAGAAACCUAACAUAAAAUGAGAACGCCCCCGAAGGGAAGAGCCGCGAGCGUGAGGCACACUUUACUCAUCCACCGUAAUCAACAGUGUAGAUUGUAAGAAGUAAGUUAAUAAAAAUUAAUAAAAUUAAAAAAAAAGAAUGAAGCAAACAUAAAUUUAAUUUUACCGAUACGAAAAGCAGUGGUCGAACAAUGUGUAAUCGAAUAACAGUAUGUAUAAAGACAAGAAAAAUCAACAACCACAUCACUGUUCGCGAGCGUUUGAUACGUUUGAAACGUUAAAAAGCAGAAUUACCACACAUAUAAACUUCAUUGCAUAAAUAGUGAGUAGUGGCGGGAACAUAUUGUUCCCUUUCAAACAAUGCAUCCACGUGUCCGGUGCGCAUAGCUGAGGAACGUUUCAAAAACCAUACCGUACCGUAGUGAAAUGUGCGACCAUUCGACCCUAAAGAAUGGUCCACAUACCUAGGCUAACAGCUGUUAUGCAUUCUUCGAAAUACACCUAUCUUCCUUUCGUUUCGGAUUUCGAAUUUAACCGUUUUCAAUGACACAAUAACUUACACCCCGUUCGCCGGUUGGCAAUGUUUUUUGGUCCGGUCGACAACUGUUCGUACUGUUCAUAUCAGCGUAGUGUCGUUCUAUCCAUCAACUGCAUCGGUACUAAGUAGAUAAAACUUAUGAAUUAUAUACCCCUUCGAACCUCGAAAGCUCAAAUCUGAGGACCACCUUUACAGUGCGGUGGAUAGUAUGGAACUGUACAUAGAGCGAGCGGGCUCCUUACAUUCAAAACCCAUGGCUAAAAAAAAUAGAACGUUCAUGCAUAAGUCUCUAUUCAAAAGGAACAAACAAAGUAAGUAAAACAGAAACAAGGAGAAAAGAAAUAUUUAAAUAAAUAAAUACUAAAGUAGUAAGCUGACUAUAAGCGAACAAAAAAAAAACAAAACAAACAAAAUACGAAGAAGAAACAUGUCAAAAAAAGCGUUUAAAAAGAAACACACAACCAAACAAAACGUAGUAUAUACAUUUUACCUUCGGUUUCGGUUUACGCAAGCAAGGACGCAAGUUUUGGAAGGGAAGUACUAUGAGUGCGGAAGGGGGAAGAAAUAAGCAAAGCUAUACCAAAACAAAAAAAAACAAUGUAACCAACACAGAAUCAAACGCAAAUCAAGCUGCAACAAGAACAAACAAAUUACUCCAACAAAACCAGAAUGGUUAAAUAUUUACAAAACAAGUCCCACUUACGUCUCGAUAGCCUGAACUGUUACACAGAAAAUAAAUGCCAGUAAGUUAUAAGUUAUUAUAAUACCACUAAAUGCGUAAAGCAAAAAAAACGUAAUGUGACAGACGAAAGAAGACCGACAGAUUGGCAAUGGCAUUAAAGCAAAUGAGAUAGCAAAACAGAACAACCAAACUGGAUACUAAUUGCGCGAGUUCAAUAAAGAAUGAUAUUUUAAAUUCA